Molecule: messenger RNA, 9075 nt
Organism: Chilo suppressalis (striped riceborer)
Lineage: Eukaryota; Metazoa; Arthropoda; Insecta; Lepidoptera; Crambidae
Source: the annotation of a GenBank genome assembly
AGCUUCAUUAGCCGUGCGCAAAUGUCAAACAAUUCUUGGUUUUCCCCUGUUCCCUGGGGAGAUUAUUCCAUUUUCGUAUAUUUUACGUGAAUUUCGUAUCUUUUUGCUUAUAAUUCACAAGUGUGACUUUAUUUGGAACCCAUACUUAUCGAAUUUAAAUAUCAAACGCUGUAUAAAAUGUGAAUAAAUACAAUUAUGAUGGCUGAAAACUUUCUGUCUGUAGGCCGUAAGCCAUUUUUCGUGAUAAACGAUUUACUAUGCAUUAUAUUUUAUGCUGACUUUGUUUUUGAUAAGCUGUGACGUGACGUGUUAUAAGUGCAAUACUGUGUGCGAAUCUUCACACCAUUGUGGUUUAAAGCCUACGGGAUGGAAGAAAAACCGGACGUGGAAUCUCUGGCUUCCCAGAUGGAGCCACUGCAGCAUCUGGUGGAGCCGUUAGAGACACACGCUAUGGACCAUCCCUCAGAAUCCCAAGCGCAUUCGGGAGACGAGAAAAAAGUCAUGAAGUUCAUAAGCGUAAACAGUGAUAUUCUAACGGACGAGCAGAGAGAGAUGUAUGAGUCAGUGCUGUCCACAUGGAAACCAGUCAUGUUCCCGAAGAGAAUCAAGCGGUACAUAUGCAACAAAUGCAAUAAAGAGUUCAAGAACUACCAGAACUUAUACUUGCACACAACUAGGGUUCAUUCGACGGAAGAAUCCGCAGUUUUGUGCGACAUUUGCGACAAAACUUUCAAGAACAAACACUAUCUUUAUAUGCAUCGGAUGAACAAGCAUUAUUCGGAGGACGAGAAAUGCUACUGCCAAUACUGUUUGCAAGAGUUUAGGACGCGACGAGCUUUGCACAUGCACGUGAAACGUAUACACCCGAACACGCUGCCUGAACUGAAAUGCCCUGAAUGCGGAAAAGAAUUCAGCGUUCCUUACAAAAUGCGUUACCACAUAGACGCAUGCCACAGGGCGGACAAGGACAAGUACAAGUGUCCAGUGUGUCAGAAGCUGUACAAAAGUCACUUGAAUCUGAACAGGCAUUUGCAUUUCCAACAUUCCCAAGUGCCUCGGCAUAAAUGCGUGUUCUGCGAUAUGACUUUCAAGUCGCGCCAUCACAUGAAACGCCACAUUUUGAACAUCCAUCCUCCUUUGGAGUCUAAAGUGAGUUGUCCGGAAUGUCUCAAGGAAUUCAAAAACGAUCAAUACCUAAAGGAGCAUAUGCAAGUCCACUCCUCGUUAGAUACCAAAGUGAAAUGCGAUCUUUGCGACAAGUUCUUUCAUUCGGCGAUCCGCCUGAAGAAACAUAAGAAGAUCGUACAUCCCUCGAAGCCAAAAAUGCGAUGCGAGAAGUGCGAUAAGGAAUUUGCUCACGCCCACUAUUUGCGGCGACACAACAAUUCCGUGCACAUGGAUUUGGAUGAGACUAAAUAUGAGCACGAAUGCGAUCAGUGCGGGAAGAAGUUUAAACUGAAAAGGUACUUAAACAACCAUUUGCAAAGACAUGAGCAGCAGCAUUUGAAGAGAAUAUCGCAGAUGGUGAAGACCGUGAUGGGAGACGAGGCGAAGCAGAAGAAACCCAAUCAGAAGCAACCGAAGAAGAGAGGCAGACCGAGGAAGGGUAAGAGAGAAGAGAUCGAGUUUAUAAAGUGCGAGCCUGUGUCUAGCUCCGACUCAGAUUCGGGUGAAACUGAGAGUGAUUCUGAAUGAAUUAGCUCGUAGUCAUUUGAGGUUAGUCUGUUUAGAUGUUUCAUAUUUUUCUGUUGAUGUUUUUAUCUUAAUGUUUAUUCUAGAUGAUGUUAAUGGUGACGUAGAUAUUUAUGUUAAGAUUUUGGUCGAAAUGCGGGUUAGAAGCUUCUGGUUAUUGAAAUGGAUAUAAGAGGUGAAAUCUAAAAUGCACGUGAUUUUUAAUUUCCCCUUGCCCUUGGUGAGAAGGAAGCGGUUAGAAAUUACCUAUACUCCGCCUGCCGCGUGUACCCUAAUUCUCGUGUAUUUUGGCACAAAGUAAAAAAAAACUUAAAAUUUUAGCAAAAUUAUCUCCACUCCCCUUGUGAUAUUGAGUAUUUUUUGGGAAAUAUUGAAAUCGUCUUCAAGAAAAUAAUAAAUGGUCACCUUAAACAUACAAUUUUAUUGGUAACCACAAGGUUAGGAUUUUGUUUUAAUAAAUUGUAUUGUUUCAGGAUCAUUUACUGUAUUUUUGAUGAUCAUUGCUGUUUUUUUAAUUCUUGAGAACCUCGCGUGAUUAAUGAACGAUCCUUCAUAUCUCUAAUGAUCACGGGAUUGAGGUUAUUGGGUUCAGACUUGCAAUGCUAGUAGUAGGCAUAUUUCUGCCUACCUACCACGUUCGUGAUUUCAUUGACAGGAACAAAAUGUAAUUUUUUUUCGUUAAACAAGUCAGUUGCACCGAAAUUUUUAAGACACCAAUAAUGAAUAAAAAUCAGGUUCAUCAUGUAAACAUUAUGUGAUUUCGUAGUUGGCUAGUGGCAUGCAAUAUUUUGUUGAGCUUUCGUCAAUUUGUUGAAAUAUAGUAGAAAAUACUUUCUUUAUAAGUACUUGCUUGCUUUUGAUCACAUAAUAUAAAUUGGCGAAAUUUAAAAUCAUUAUAAAUAUAAAAAGUUAUAUAACUUUAAAUGUGAAAUUGUCUAGGAUGCACGCACGCACCAUUUUAGAAAACAUUGAGAGUUUUUCAAAUAUUAGUAUUAAUAAGUAUUUGCAAUACUUUAUGUCAAUGAUAAUUAUUAUAAUUAAGUAAUGCAUUCGGGUUCCUAUUUGGGGUAGUUCGUUUUUAGCUAUACUUGCCGAUUAUAUAAUUAUGUACAGGGUGAUCUUUUCUUUAUAUAUCGUCGAUGCGCGUGCAAUACCGCGAAAGAGCAGUUUGUUAAUACCGCGUAACUGCUUUUGUACGAUUUUACAGGAGGCGAAAAAAACUGGAUAUCUUAGUCAUUUGCCUAUAUUUUACUGACUAAACUAAGUAGUAACUUUUUCGUGACUUACUCUGUAAAAAAAUGACGUAAAUUCAACCAUAACUUGUUUAGAUUCCGCGAAAAGUCACUUACGCGGUUUUGUAGCACUAAAUAUCAGAAAAAUCAAUUUAUUAUUAGCAAAUACGCGGAGUUGAAAUAAAACAUUUUAUUGAAAGAAUUAAUUUAUUACGACAAAAUAACAAAAAUAACUUCAAAAAUAUAAGUUUAGACUUCUUAAAAAAACUUAUCUGAUAAACAAUUAUUUUUACUACUUAAGUAUAUAAUAUCCAUAAUCAAAUUAUAAAGAAACCUUUUUUUAUUAUUAUGUUCCAGAGUGAGAUCGGUCCCUUCUCAUGAAAAUACAAUACCCAUUUUUACUAUAUAUCCAAAAAUCACUAUCUUUGGAAUGUCAAAUCAAUAUUCUUUCUUAAAAUUACAGCAUAAUUUUAAGUCAAUACUUAUUUUUUGAGAUCUACUUAAACAUCACUUUUUUGCCAUUGCACUUAUUCUUAUCAAGGCUAACUAUUAUACUUACACACUAUAACAAAAAUAAAGUAACAAAAUAAUCUGAAACUCAAAUUAAAACUAGUAAUGAAUCACAACGUUUAGGAUAUUAGAAACAUUAUUUAAAAGGCAAGUUAUCAUAAAAGUUAUGACAGUCUCUUGGUAUGACACUCUUGAGCUCCUGCAGAUGAUGGUACUUUGUGGUGGUUAUUGGUUGUCUAGAUUGAUAAAGUGAAGGCACACUAUCUAUUGAAAGUAUUUUCUUUGGUCUUCUAGGCAAAGGCGUAAAGUUAUGUGUGAAGUGGAGCUUAUAGUCUAUUGUACCAUUUGGAUUAUACCUGAGUGCUCUUAUGUCAACGACACAGUGAUCACCCGCCCCACGACCAGGCCUGAUUGAUUCGUAAAUCAGAUAGUCUUUAAGACCGAAGUCUUUAAAAAAAGUAAAAUCUGGUGUAAUAACUUCAUAAGGACUUGGUACUUUCCUUGCCUCUUUCGUAAUAGUCGCAUAUUGAGAGGGUAAAAACACUUCUCUAUUUUUCAAUUUUCUCUCAAUCACAGAGUGAACUGAGUCCACUUCCAUCUGCGUGUGGCCUUUCUCCAAGUAUUUCUGAGUUAUCACUAUGUUCUUGGCCAUAGCUAAACGCAAUAAUGCAUUCGAUACAAUAUUGUUUCUAUUUUGGGCGGUACAGCCAUCUGUAAAUAUUACGACAUCCUUGGGAUCAUCAUCUAUUAAUUUUGUCAAAUAGUCCACAAAUAAUGUAGCAUAGGUAGUCGAUUUUAAGUCGCAUACCGUUUCGUCGAACCAGUAACACGUGACUCUAUUAUUCCCCAGGUUGUAGACUGUAAAGUUAUGCACGGCUAGUUUUGUUUUAAAAUAUAGGGCACUGGCAUUGAGGCAAGGACACAGUUUUACAGCCUGAAGAUCUGCUGUUAUUGCAUGUAUAUUUCCUUUCUGUGCUGCUUCUUUGUCAGAACUUUUUUCAGCUCUGGCUAAGUCUUUUAGUUCAAUAUGUUUGGUAUACUGCGCAUCUGAUAUAUUGCCUGCUUUGUGAGCGCAACACUGGUCGCAUGCAUCUUUUUUUGGUUGAAAUAUUGCGAUAUUCUCUUCAAAUAAAGCACCUUCAAAUACCUUUCUUGAAGCCACCGGUUCAUUUCUUGAAACUGAGUAAUCUACAUAAAGACGAUACAAUUGCGACUUUGACUGUAUGAUGGGCUCCAAAUAUAAUUUCGAGGAAGAUUGUCUACAAUAAUGAGACGGCAGCUUCGGUAGAGCAAUCAAAUAUUUUUUAGCUAAAUCUUUUUUGGGUUCUUUGACAAUUACUUCUCUUUGUUCAGGUUCAAAUUCACUUUUAUUCAUCUUCUCUCCUAGCCAGUAUCUAACGGUCCAUUCUUUUAUACCUAGUGUUUCCAGAAAUGUUUUUUGGCAAACUCUUUCCUUUUUAUCAUUCACCUUUAAAAAAUAUUUUUUGGUAUCGCUUCGCCUUGAAUUUGAGCCUUUAGUUUUCCUGGUGGUAGGAAUCUGAUCCACCAUUGAAGAUACGUACAUUUUCUUUUCUUGCCAACUCAUUUUCCAAUAGGUUUUAAAAAUUUCUGACCUGACUUCUUCUGUUAAUUUCGAACAAUACAUAGCUUUUCCACUGAAACAUCGCAUUGACAUACAUAUUGGACCCAUUAUUCGUGCUGGUUUAGGAUUAUUUUGUAUAAAUUUAAAGCCAUCUUUUUUAAAUCCGAUGUACUCUUCUCCUAACAUUCUCUGUCGCUUAUUUUUCAUCCUUUUCCAAUUUUUUUGAUCCCCUUUGCGCUUUUUUUUGUUUGUUUUCGACUUUUCUUCUAUUUCCCUUUCAGGGAACCAUUCCAUAUUUUCUGGCGAUAAAGGCUUUAAAUUUGUUAUAUCUGAGAGGGCGACAUAAGAAGGAUCUGCGACAGAAUCGUCAGACGAAAAAUCAAGUCCGUCAUUGUGCUCUACUACAUUAACAUUCAAUUCAAGAGGAGUAAUUUUAUUUUCUCUUUGUGUUGGUACAGUACUUAAAAGUGUUGUAAAUGUAUUAAAUUCGGAUGUUAUAUCGUGAUUUUGUUCUUGCUGUAAUAUAUUAUCUGACGAAGGUUUUGAAUCUGAUUGCAAUGGUGGUUGAUUGUGGUCAUUAUGUUUUCUUAUUAUUUCCUCUUUCUUUUUCAGUAAAAUGUUUCGCCUUUCUAACAGAUCUUUCAAUGAAAUCACGUCGUCGGCAACAUCAGCAUUUUCAAAAGGAAAACUAUGAUUGUCUUGAUUUUCCAUUAUUAUUUGCACCUAAAAAUAAUUUUAGUAUGUUAGUAUGUAAGUAUUGUAAAUUUAGUAUUGUAGAAUAAAAUACCGCGUAGAUGAAAAAUUUUAUCAAAUCAUGAAGUUUUAAAACCGCGUAAUUACAAGAUGGAGGUUAUGUUUGCUAGAAUCAUUAAAAUAAUUAAAUAAUUACACGAAGCUACAUUACCUAAGCUUAAACUAUUGAUAAACAUACACGUUAAACAAUAAAAACAUACUUACAUGGGGGUUUUCCACGGUAAAACAGUCGUAAUCGGGAACACGCCCUAACCGCGUUGUAACUUCUUCGCCGGUUCGGUAAAUACGCGGACUUGCUGCCAACUUCAGACGCACUGCUGUUCCGCGGUAUUGUUGCGAUGUCAAAAUCAAGGUUCCUUAUUGGCUAAUUCAAAAUGUGUCUAAUCCACUACAAGCCAAUACGCGUUAUGAAUCCAUUGGCGAGAUAUUUCAAUUUUGCGCCUUUUGCUGUUACGCGGUAUUAACAAACUGCUCUUCAGCGGUAUUGCACGCGCAUCGACGAUAUACUAUCUGACGCCCCCGACUUCAACUUUGGUUUUAUAAGAAUCCCACAGGAACCUCACAUUUUUCCAGGAUAAUAAUUCCUAAAAAAUCCGCUUUAAUUUUCUAUAUAAUACGCUCUAACCAAAAAUGGACGAGAGAUGAAUGAGCGGGAGGUAUACCAGCAAAAUAUGUCUAUAAUCUUCUAAAAUACCUUGCCCUAUCGAGAACUGCAGUUAGUUCAAUUUUGGAAAGAGUAACAAUGGCUACACUAACAGGCUAUUAUCAAAUUUGGCUAGGAAGGGCGCGCGCUUCGAGCAAUGAAGGUGAGCGUUGUGUCUUAAACCUACUUUACUUACUACUUCUAACUCGAUGUACGUUUGCAAACAUUGUUAAAAUUGUCAAACUAAAUGGUAUUUCGUGAUGGCAGUUUAGUUUGGUCAAUUUCUGCAACGUACUUCAACAUAGGUUGAAAUGACCCAAACGACGGGAUAAAGACUCACAACAUAACAGUUUUUAUACAUAUAGUAAUAAAAAUCACUUUUACUACAACCAUAUAGAAGACGGUGAGUCAGAAUGUCCAAUGUUUUUUUAUUUUGUCAAAAUACCGUUCGAAGUUUUUUAUUUUAUCUCACUUCCAUUAUUACAUAAAACACUGUAGAAACGAGAAAUUAAUUAUGUAACAUAAUAAAUUUAAAUAUUUUUCUUUUUUUUUUUGCUGUCCGUUCGCUUCGAGUUUGCCGUCGAUGACCGUUACAAAAUGUGAGUGGCCAAUCACGGCACAUCAACUGGUACCGUCGACCAAUAGGAGUUGGCCGUCGAUGACCGUUACAAAAUGUGUGUGGCCAAUCAUGCCACAUCAACUGGUACCGUUAACCAAUAGGGUCGACUAGUAGGGUCUGUCUAGGAGGUAGGGAGGAUGGGAGCGAGUAACUCGAAGCAAACGCGUAGUAUAUAGGGUAAUAAAAGAAGUAAUUGUAAAUUCUAUAUCUCUUUGUGUCUUAGAUUAAAACAAAAAGGGUAGAUACCAGUCCGCGUUGCUUGGCAACCGACUGCGUUUUCUUUCCUUUCUCAACAAACGGUAUUAUGAGUUGUAUUGUUGUUCUUAUCUUGAUAACAAUUGGCGAAAAAGUAAAUUAACAUUCAUGACAAACAGUGAUUUUUGAAAAAUAAAUGCUUUUAUAGUUUUACGGAUGGCAAGUGUUGCCGUGGCAUUUGUAAUUUGAUCAUGAACUAUCUGUCUCUUUAUAAAAGCAUUCAAGCCAUUGUUUUAUCUUUAUAAUACAGAAUAUACGCAAUAUUGUUAUAUUGAGUACACAUGCAGCGUGUUUGAAUGUACAAUUGUGACUAAAGUGAAUUGUGUCAUGCACCACAAUUUAAGCGGUACACUUUUGAGCCGCGAGUGCAGUAUCUUCUUCACUUUUUGUUUUAAUCUAGGCUUUGUGUGCAAUACAACCGAUGGAUGAGAGACGGCUGUCUCGCUGAGAAUCAGCAGCGAAUCGCAGGUUGAAUAGCACCGGCUAAGUUCAAACGUGUUCUUGUAAUGGGGUUGGGGUCUAAUUUAAAUAUUUAUUUCUAUAGAAAAAACGGAACUGGAGUAACACUAUUACCGUCGUAUAUAUAAACAAGAAAAAGGCAUUAAUUCUGAUAUUUCUUUUUAUGCUUAAAUAAUUCAAUGACUGUCAAAAUGGGAAUUUUUGUCACUCGUGCCAUAAAAGAAACGAGUCAAAAUGGCCGCCGAUUAAUUUUUUUAUAUACGAGGGAGAUGUUACCAUUUUCGUUGACAAGUAACCAUUGUAUUAGGGAAUUCUAGUAUCAAUUAAGGACUUGGUUACUAAGGAGCAAAGUAAUUACUUGUAGAUAUUUUUUAUAAAUGUAUGACUGAAAUAAACAUUUAUUAUUAUUAUAGAAGACAGAAUAAACAUACGCACAAACGUAACUAAUGAAUCAAUGCUCAUGAAUCCUUAAAAACAUUACACUCCUUUUUGACAGUCGUGUAAAAAGGAUCGUUAUAGUUUGGAACAUGCUGUAUAUAGCCUGUGCAAUUCAAACUGCGUUUAGAUUUAAACAUUGAAGAAUAUUGUAAAUAAAUUAUUAAUUAAUUAUUAUCUUAGUAAAUGCAAUAUGUAACACAUUAUGUUUGUGAUAUUCUUGAUUUCUUUUAUGCUUUGUACCAUGUUUAUCGCGUUGGUUGAUUACUAGUUCAUUUCUUCACGCUAUUGACCGGUUAUCGGUGAAAACAAAAAAAUAUUUUGGUCAGUAGAAAAAUGAAAAGUUUAAAAACAUGUUUUUAUUUUUCCAGAAAGAUAGAUACCUUUAAUUUUAAUUGAGGUGAUAAAUAAGUACCUAAUUAGUUCAUUAAUCAUUAUCUUAAGCAACUAGUGAUCUGAGGCCCAAUCACGAAUUUGGACCGUUGCGUAAUCGUGUCGUCAUCGACAAAUUUUGUGUGGAAGGCGUCAAGUUGUUCUUGCGUCCGGUAGAGGCGCUGCUCAGUUUUCAUAGAAAACUUACGAUACUAUAGGAUUUCAGUACUCUUAGCACAGAUCAAUAUCUAAUUCGAAUAUCUAGUUUGUGAGUACGAAAUGUCAUUGUCAAAUGUGUACAAUGAUAUUUGGGACUCGGAAACUAUUCGAAUAUGAUAUUCGUGCGUGCUAAGGGUACAAAGCUGUCAAAAUUCGCGCUUGGGCCUCUGUACCGACAUCAUUUGGUGGCAUAUUUAAGAAAGCUAAACUAUAUAAAAAAAUUAUACGUGUAAAUAGAGUAAAAUUAUAUAAGUCAAUUUUAUUAUUGUGAACAGUACAAUUAAAUGUUGAUGAAAGAAAUAUA